Molecule: messenger RNA, 1932 nt
Organism: Parus major (Great Tit)
Lineage: Eukaryota; Metazoa; Chordata; Aves; Passeriformes; Paridae
Gene: PCBP4
Product: poly(rC) binding protein 4
Exons: 13
Coding region: 185-1447 (420 amino acids)
Biological process (GO): negative regulation of mRNA splicing, via spliceosome
Cellular component (GO): cytoplasm; nucleus
Molecular function (GO): mRNA binding
Source: RefSeq, a predicted model, not a curated record
GCGAGGGGGGCCCCGGCGUGGACCGGGGUGGGGGCCGGGGCUGCCAGCUUGGCCCUGGCCUGUCAAGCGGCUCAUUGUUCCUGCCCCGGGUGUCACUGGGCGCCGCCGGGGACAAUGUGGCACUGAGGGGCGGCCGGCGGUGGAGGGACGAGGCGCACGGAAAGAUUCAUCCUGCCCUCCCGCCAUGGCAUCGCCAGACGGAGCCAGUGGCGUGGGUGGCAGUCCCGAGGAGACAGAGCUCAGCAUCACCCUGACCCUCCGCAUGCUCAUGCACGGCAAGGAGAUUGGCAGCAUCAUCGGCAAGAAAGGAGAGACUGUUAAGAGGAUACGAGAGCAGAGCAGUGCACGAAUCACUAUCUCAGAAGGGUCCUGCCCCGAGCGCAUCACCACGAUCACUGGCUCCACCGAUGCUGUCUUCCGCGCUGUCUCCAUGAUCGCCUUCAAGCUGGAGGAGGACCUGGGAGCAGGGGGCGAUGGGGUGUCAGCAGGCAGAGCACCGGUGACCCUGCGCCUUGUCAUCCCCGCCAGCCAAUGCGGCUCCCUCAUCGGCAAGGCAGGAGCUAAGAUCCGGGAGAUCCGGGAGAGCACAGGGGCACAGGUGCAGGUGGCCGGUGACUUGCUGCCCAACUCUACUGAACGAGCUGUAACCGUCUCAGGGGUGCCAGACACCAUCAUCCAGUGCGUGAGGCAGAUCUGCGCUGUCAUCCUGGAGUCGCCUCCGAAGGGGGCCACCAUACCCUACCACCCUGGUCUCUCCCUGGGCACCAUCCUGCUCUCUGCCAAUCAGGGCUUCUCCAUGCAGGGCCAGUACAGUGGGGUCUCUCCUGCAGAGGUGACAAAGCUGCAGCAGCUGUCAGGGCAUGCGCUUCCCUUCGCCCCCCUGGGCCAUGCACCCACCAUGAUGCCAGGCCUGGAUGCCAACUCCCAGAGCAGCUCCCAGGAGUUCCUGGUGCCCAAUGAUCUCAUCGGCUGCAUCAUUGGCCGGCACGGCAGCAAGAUCAGCGAGAUCAGGCAGAUGUCAGGUGCUCACAUCAAGAUUGGCAACCAGACUGAGGGCUCCAGCGAGCGGCAUGUGACCAUCACAGGGACCCCUGUCAGCAUCACCCUGGCUCAGUACCUCAUCACAGCCUGCUUAGAGACUGCUAAAUCUACCUCCCAGGUGCCACCAGGCCCUGGCUCCAUGGACCUCGGCAUGGGCUUUUCCCAGCCCCUCGCUCCAGGCUCUGGUGCAGCACUUCCCACUGUCGCCCCAGCCCCCCCGGCCCUGCUGGGCACCCCCUACGCCAUCUCCCUCUCCAACUUCAUUGGCCUGAAGCCAGUGUCCUUCCUGGCGCUGUCCCCAUCCUCUGUGGCAGGUCCCAAUGGUGGCAACACCACCUACACGACCAAGAUCUCGGCGGCCAACGGCACCAAGAAAGCUGACCGGCAGAAGUUCUCGCCCUACUGAACCCCACUGGUGGGUGGGCCAGGGGGUCCGAGGUGCUACUCAGUAUCAGGGACACCUUCCUGCCCCCCACCCUGACCUCAGCCUCUGUCAGGUGCCCCAUGUCCCCCACCCCAGGGAAGGGAAGGGUCUUUCUGACGUCUUCAGACGAUGCCUGCUGGAAGAAGGGGCUAUUUUGUUGCCUGCUGCCCAUCCCAGCAGCACUGCACCCCCCUCCCUGAUUUUCUGCACAGAGACCAUGUGUCCUGGUAUCGGGUGGGGGGCCUGUCCCUGCCAGCCUAGGGUCCCUUCUCCCAGUGCCCUGUGCUGCAGGACCCCUGCUUCCUGCUCCUCACCCUGCCUCCUCUGCCAUCCUGCUCAUGCCCACACUCCAUCUGGCACCCAAAAGCCAGGCCCCACUGGAUGAGGACUGCCUGGCCUCUCCAGGCCCCUUCCACUGGCUCUGGUGGGGGGCUCUCCCUGGGCCACCCUGGGGCAAUCGCCUCCCA